CACUCACCCCGGGCGGGAAGCUUCCUCGCCACACAACCAAAGCAAGAUAAACGUUCACCGGCAAUGGCGCCUUCCCUGUUCGGUACAGUCUCCGUCGUCACGCUCCUGCUGCUGGUUUCUUCUGUCCAGUGCUACGAUGGUCGCCACGCCGUCACCAUGGCUCGCCGGUCCCGCCUGGGGAGCCGGAACGUGGUGCACCACCGCCGGAACACCGUGCCGCACCGGUACAUCCUCGCGGAGAAGAGCAACACGACCGGUGGCGCCGGCUCGAACCAGAGGAACAGAACCUCGCCGCCGGCGUCCAACGCGACCGCGCCUUCGACGGCGCCGCCGCCGCAGCAGCAGGGCGGCAGGCGGCACCGCAGCCACAAGCACCGGGUGCGCAACUGGAUCAUCGGCUUCGUGGUGGGCUCCCUGGCCGGCGUGAUCUCCGGCCUCGGCCUGUCGGUGCUGUUCCGGCUGGCGCUGAACUGCAUCCGCGGCCGGCACCGGCGGAGCAAGUCCGGCACGGUGAUCUACACGCCGAAGCUGAUCAAGCGCGCGGACCAGCUGGCGUUCCUGGAGAAGGAGGACUCGCUGUCGUCGCUGGAGGUGAUCGGGAGCGGCGGGUGCGGGGAGGUGUUCAAGGCGCAGCUCCCCGUGGCGCGGGAGGGCGAGGAGCCGCGGUUCAUCGCCAUCAAGAAGAUCAAGAAGCAGGUGGGCUACGGGCCCGGGAAGCCGAACCAGAACCUGAGCGACGAGGAGAGCCGGCAGCUGGACAGGUGGUCGCGGCAGAUCCAGUCGGAGAUCCGCACCGUGGGCCACAUCCGGCACCGCAACCUGCUGCCGCUGGCGGCGCACGUGCCGCGCCCCGACUGCCACUACCUCGUCUACGAGUACAUGAAGAACGGCAGCCUCUACAACGCCAUCAAGAAGCAGGAGGAGGUUGCCGCCGUCGACGGCGGCGGCAGCAACGAGGAGAACAAGGUGACGCUGUCCUGGCCGGAGCGGCUGCGCGUGGCGGUGGGCAUCGCGUCCGGCCUCGAGUACCUGCACGAGUCGCACCACCCGCAGAUCAUCCACCGGGACCUGAAGCCGGCCAACAUCCUCCUGGACGACGACCUGGAGGCGCGCAUCGCGGACUUCGGGCUGGCCAAGGCGAUGCCCGACGCGCAGACGCACGCGUCCACCUCGCACCUGGCCGGCACAUGGGGGUACAUCGCGCCGGAGUACCACCAGACGCUCAAGUUCACGGCCAAGUGCGACGUGUACAGCUUCGGGGUGAUCCUGGCGGUGCUGGCGACGGGGAAGGAUCCGUCGGACCAGUUCUUCGUGACGGAGGUGGAGGAGAUCGGCCUCGUCAAGUGGCUGCGCCGGGUGGUGCAGUGCGGCGACUACGCUGAGGCCAUCGACCCCGCGCUGGCCGGCGCCGGGCACGACGAGCAGAUCCUGCUGGUGCUGCGCAUCGCCGUGUUCUGCACCGCCGACGAGGCCAAGGAGCGGCCCGCCGCCAAGGACGUGCGCUGCAUGCUCGCCCAGAUACGACCAGCAGCUACUUAGCUAGCUUGUCUAGCUCGUUCCGUGUACGGCCGGGCAGCGCUCCAACUAGCUAUUCGUCUCCGAAAUUUGUUAGUCUGUCUGAAUCAUGAGUGUACGUACAGUAGAAUAAUCAAGGGUAGGUUGGCAAGUCAUCAGGUCAAGCCUGGGGCCCGUUGGUCGAUGGAGAACAGAGACAAGCGAGACUGAGUCUAUGUGUGUAUCUGAUGCCUUGCCGUCUGUUUCACGAUAUAGAUCGAUGAUGUACAAUGUAAUAGUGGAAGUAAUCUGGGUAGUAACAUAUAGCUACAUGCAAUGUCAACUAAGUAUUUUGAUGACAUGACACAUUAUUAAUUGAGGAAAGAGAGUAUUGUAGUAA
Lolium perenne is the source of this 1894-nucleotide messenger RNA. Its product is annotated as leucine-rich repeat receptor-like serine/threonine/tyrosine-protein kinase SOBIR1. Gene Ontology annotation, cellular component: membrane. Gene Ontology annotation, molecular function: protein kinase activity; ATP binding. The record is from RefSeq and is a predicted model, not a curated record. Gene Ontology annotation, biological process: protein phosphorylation. NCBI's taxonomy places the organism in Eukaryota, Viridiplantae, Streptophyta, Magnoliopsida, Poales, Poaceae.